AUGUCUUCAAGCCCGGAAGACGGGAAGUCGAGGCAUAAGAAUGGCCCCAGUUCCAUCAAGAACGACUCUUGCUUCGUCAUCCAAGAAUUCCCCCAAAGCCUUCAGUGGAAGCAGUAUUGGUUACAAGCGAUCACAGCUACAUUUACGACAGCUAACCGCGAGUAUACGCCACAGUCUCAGGCAAUACUGCGUCCUGAUUCCUGCAAUAUGGCUCCCUCCGAAGACUCUAAUGGCAAGCCGAGCUCCAAGACCGCGUACCAUGCAUGUCUCUACUGCAAGACCGACGAUCGUGGUUCCAAGAAGAAAGGUACAGGCUCGAAACAUAGCACCUUUUGCCCUGAACGCCAGAAGAGACCGGUGACCGCCGCAGGUGCUUACAAUUGGCAGGAUGGAGACAUCAAGGAUCGCAUGGAUAACUACUUGGUUCGACUCGAAAAGUACAAGUCUCGUUGGGAGCACGAGAUAAGUUCUUCAAUAUCUGGGAAAGACUCAUUCGGUAAUGGGUAUACUUGCUGUCCUAAUUAA
Rhinocladiella mackenziei CBS 650.93 is the source of this 525-nucleotide messenger RNA. RefSeq lists its product as uncharacterized. The coding region runs from base 1 to 525 and encodes 174 amino acids. The record is from RefSeq and is a predicted model, not a curated record. NCBI's taxonomy places the organism in Eukaryota, Fungi, Ascomycota, Eurotiomycetes, Chaetothyriales, Herpotrichiellaceae. The transcript has a single exon.